Molecule: messenger RNA, 700 nt
Organism: Theileria equi strain WA
Lineage: Eukaryota; Apicomplexa; Aconoidasida; Piroplasmida; Theileriidae
Exons: 1
Coding region: 393-563 (56 amino acids)
Source: RefSeq, a predicted model, not a curated record
GUGCAUUAUUCAUAUAGUAUGCCUGGUUCAUUUGCUCAUACAGUUUUGAAGCAUACAUUAUUCCGGCAAAAUGGAAUAAUUUCUCUAGCAUGACGUCUCUCACUGUUUCCUUAUACACUAACAACUAAAGGGGCGGCCCAGCACGGAAUGUCUCUGGCACUCCGGUUUAUUUCUAAAUGCAGACCACAGUGCCCAAAUAAUGGUAUACAUGGCCAGCUCUUAAGCAGAAUUAUUUUCCAGGUAAUUUCUGGAAGUGUGGGUACAUCCAAUGAUUAACUCAUUUCUAUAAUUUCACGGAACUGAUAGUUGUGUGGUGGGCUUGGGCCUUGUGUAGUUAUUUUGGCCAAUAUGCGCGAAUAUCCACAACAUGACUCAAGCUUUCCGUACCUAAUAUGUCUGAGCGUCUAAAAUGCAUGAUUAACGCAAGAAGCUUGCAUUAUCAGUGUGUUCAAACAGGUGUGCGACACAUAUAUGUCUCAUGUCCGGAAUUUUCACAAUACGAAGAAAUAGUUGUACAUUCUUCCAUUAUAUCAGGCAUGAUUUGCUCGUUCUGUGAGUUUUGACGUGAUUUAAGGGUACUUCUUCCGAGCCUGUCAUACUACGUAUGCAUGUUAUAGAAUCUUCUGCCCCAAGAGUUGUUCCGGGUUUUGUAUUUUAUUACGCACAAUAUUUGGGACUCCACGGCUAAUUAUUGUUUUUU